AUGUCGACUCCACCUUUGGAAAGUUCUGAUGAGUUCGCACUAAAAGAAGAUCGUUCAGAUAAUCAGUGUCAUUAUCUACAGAUUGCGCAGCGUAUCCAUUCGUGUAGUGCGAAUGAUAGAGUUUUCGUUGACUCGCGCAGCUGCACCGAGUUUGCUAAUCAGCAGGUGAUUUACACAAACGCACAAAAUUUACAGGUGCAGCCUGUAUUCCGCGAUGACCGUUCCAGGGACUUUGGUGAAAAGGACUGCAGUAGUAUUAUAAUCUCGGUAGGAGGAACAUUGUCUCGCCCUCUUAGGAAAAAGUCACUCCUUAUUAGAGAUCAUGGGGACUUUAAGUCGACUAUUAAAGAACGCAUUUCAACCAUGUAUUUAAAUGAGUGGCUCGCUGAUGUUUAUUUCCUUGUUGGCACAGAGCCUAACCAAGAACGGAUUCCUGCACAUUCCUUCAUUCUUUCUGUCGCCUCUGCUCCCUUUGCUGCUAUGUUUCACAGUGGCUUUGAACAUAGAUCUGAAAUCUCAGUUCCAGAUGUAGAACCUGGAGCUUUUAAAACAUUGCUUAGAUAUUUAUAUACGGAUGAAAUCAAUCUACAGCCUGAUAACGUUAUUAGUACUCUUUAUGUUGCGAAAAAGUAUUUGAUAACAUAUCUUUAUAAUGCUGCAAUUGAAUUUAUGGACGCAAAUCUGAAUGCCGGCAGUGUCUGUUCGUUACUAAUGCAAAGACGUCUUUUUGAGGAGGAUGAACUGAUGACAAGGUGUUGGAAGGUAGUAGAUGCAAAUGCAGAAAAAGUGCUAACAUCAGAUGGUUUUACUGAGAUAGAUCACUCUCUCUUGCUACAAAUACUUUCUCGAGAAACACUGAUAGUUACUGAAAGGAGUGUUUAUGAGGCAGCAAUGAAAUGGGCCAAGGCGGAAUGUAAACGAAGAGGUUUAAACCCGACAGCAAGUGAUUUUCGUAAUGUCCUUGGUAGUGCAAUGUUUUCUAUCCGCUUUCCAGCUAUGACUAUAUCUGACUUCGCAAAUGAAUCUGAAAAGUCCAAUUUACUUUCUUGCCAGGAAAUAAACGACAUAUUCCACUUCUUUUUGGCUCGAAAUAAACCAAGUUUACCCUUCUUUUCUUCACCAAGGAAGGGAUUAUCGCUUCUAGUUUGCAGUCGUUUUCAAGGAACUCUGCACGGAAGCAACCAGUGGCGCUACUUCGGGCGUUGUGAUAGCAUUCAGUUUCUUGUAGAUCGUCGAAUUUUUGUAGCUGGCUACGGGUUGUACGGCAGUAGCUCAGGUCCUUCUGAAUACAAAGUCAAAAUGGAAAUUAAGAAAAGGAAGGAGGUUUUAGGAAGUAUCGAAACUUCAUUUAGUUCUUCUGGCCAACCUUGCACUUUUCCAGUACGCUUCAACACUCCAGUUCAGGUUGAAGCCUAUGUCGUUUACACUGCUUCCGUCGUUGUAGAAGGAAAAGAUUUAAGCCAUUUUGGCCAUGACGGUCUUCCUGAGGUCUGUGUUCAAGCAGAAGAUAGCAAAGAUUCUGCUGAAGAAACUGUUAACUUUUAUUUCACCGCUUCUGAGGACAGCAAAAAUGGGACAGGCGUCCAGGGUGGUCAAAUCCCGGAAAUCAUGUUUUAUAUGUGA
Messenger RNA from Enterobius vermicularis (human pinworm), 1623 nucleotides. NCBI's taxonomy places the organism in Eukaryota, Metazoa, Nematoda, Chromadorea, Rhabditida, Oxyuridae. The record is from the annotation of a GenBank genome assembly.